Manis pentadactyla (Chinese pangolin) is the source of this 1596-nucleotide messenger RNA. RefSeq names its product olfactory receptor 6Y1-like. Gene Ontology annotation, biological process: G protein-coupled receptor signaling pathway. Gene Ontology annotation, cellular component: membrane. Lineage: Eukaryota; Metazoa; Chordata; Mammalia; Pholidota; Manidae. Gene Ontology annotation, molecular function: G protein-coupled receptor activity; olfactory receptor activity. The record is from RefSeq and is a predicted model, not a curated record.
AUGGACAUGGCAGCUUUUCAGGACUGGGAGCAGUCUAUCAAUCCGGCCAUUUGGGAUACGGGAAUACCAGGAAGGUCUAAGUAUGCCACCCCAGUAGUCAUCCAGCUCCAAGAUCCAGCUAAGUUUUCUAGCAAUAAACAAUAUCCUACAAAACCUGAGGCUCAUAAAGGCCUGCAGCCUCUACUUUCCGAAUACCUUGAACAUGAGCUGCUAGUUCCAACUAAUUCACCUUAUAAUACUCCAAUCCUGGCCAUCAAAAAGAAUCUAGUCCAGGAUCUAAGAAUUUUUGGCAAGGCAGUUGUGCCACUCCACCUGGUGGUCCCUGACCCAUGUACUCUAUUAGGAGCUAUUCCACCUGACACCUUGUGGUUUACAACUCUAGAUCUCAAGGAUGCUUUCUUCUGCAUCCAAUCAGAGAAACAGUCACAGUCACUAUUUGCUUUUGAAUGGACCACUCCAGGAAACACCUCUGGCGAGCUAACCUGGACUGUCCUCCCCCAGGAGUUUAGAGACUGUCUUCACCUUUGUGGACAAGCCUUGUCCCAGGACUUAGCCCACCUGCACCUGAACAAUGAAGAAGGAAGUAAAGAAAGAAAGGCAGGAGAGCUUCUCAUGACGGUUGUGAUCACCAAGGUUCUGGAGGUCUACAACCAUAUGGUGAUGACACAUUUCAUUCUUCUGGGAUUUCCAACAUGACCAGGCUUCCAGCUGCUCCUCUUCUUUGUUUUCCUGGUGAUCUACCUACUGAUCCUAAUAAAGAACUUUCUUAUCAUCCUCGGCAUUCACAGUGAUGGAAAGUUGCACAAGCCCUUUUCCUUCUUCCUGAGAAACCUCUCUUUCCUGGAGAUGUGGUACAUCAGAGUCAUCAGCCCCAAGGUGCUGGUAGACUUCUUCAGCCAUUCCAGGACCAUUUUAUUCAAUGCCUGCAUGACUCAACUUUACUUUUUUGUGACCUUUGUCUGCACUGAGUACAUUCUCCUGGCUGUCGUGGCCUUUGACCACUAUGUAGGCAUUUGUAAUCCACUAUGCUACCCAGUUAUCAUGACCAACUGGCUUUGCGGUGCUCUGGCCGGGGGAUGCUGGUUCUGUGGACUUGUGACUGCCGCCGUGAAGAUGGUUUCCAUAGCCCGACUCCACUGCCGUGGCACGCCUCAGAUCAAUCACUGCCUCCACAAUAUCACACCACUCCUUAGUGUUUCCUGCGAGAACUCCUCACAGGCAGAGCUAGUGCACUUCCUCUUGGCCCUCACAGUCACUGCGCCCCCCUGUGCAGUGGUAGCAUCUUACACCACCAUUCUCACCGCCAUCCUCAGGAUCCCUUCUGCUCAGGGCCACCAAAAAGCGUUUUCCACCUGUGCCUCUCACCUGGCAGCUGUAAUGCUCUUCUACUCCAUGACCCUUGUCACCUAUACCUGUCCCAAGCUUAUGUAUGUCUACAAUUCCAAUAAAGCAGUGUCUGUGCUCUACUCCAUCCUUGUCCCACUUCUCAACCCCAUCUUCUACUCUCUGAGGAACUGGGAAGUAAAGGCAGCCCCCAAGAAGAACGUGCUUUGCCAAGGAAGUGGACCCAGGGAAAAUGGGGCCUCGAGUAAUUAA